Messenger RNA from Trypanosoma cruzi, 1824 nucleotides. RefSeq lists its product as uncharacterized. Lineage: Eukaryota; Euglenozoa; Kinetoplastea; Trypanosomatida; Trypanosomatidae. Gene Ontology annotation, molecular function: protein binding. The record is from RefSeq and is a predicted model, not a curated record. The transcript has a single exon. The coding region runs from base 1 to 1824 and encodes 607 amino acids.
AUGGAUCCAACCGUUCCACCCUUUUGUGAUGGAGUUUCAUUCACUCUUUGCGAUGAUGAUGUGUAUGCCUUUGGAGGUGCAGUGCCGGAAAUUAUUUGGCGGCUGCAUCUGGUGACACACACAUGGCAUGAGAUACCGUGCACCGGUAGUGUCCCUGCCGCGCGUAAAAAUCAUGCGGCGGUGAGUUUUGCCGGCAAUUUACUUCUCUGCGGCGGGGAGCCGCUGCACGCCUCAUUUUUGCAGCCGCCAAAGUUGAUGCCGUACUACGAGUUGUCACUGGACACCAUGGCUUGGAGUCUUAUUGAUACAAUUGGAGCUAUCCCGCUGAAUCGGUCACAUCACGCCUGCAGCGUUGUUGGCGAGAGCAUGAUUCUGCUGGGUGGCAAGCCUCUAUUGAGCAAGGACGAAGGUGUGCUGACGAACGAACGGCUGAAUGAAUUUACCCAGGCCGGUUUUUAUGAUGUCUACAUUUUUGAUAUUCUCUCUCGUUUUUGGCGGGCAGUGGUGGCGCUUGGCCCCGCACUAAGGCUCUGGGGCCACUCCGCUGCGGUGUAUGACGAACGAUAUAUACUGGUGUUUGGCGGCAUGGAUGUGUCGGCAAACGAAACAGUAGUCAUCAGUCGCUACGGCAGCCCACAUCACCGGCACGACCCACCGGUAGCGGAGGUCUCAGAUAAACUCUACAUUCUUGAUACGGAGCAAAUGAAGUUUCGUGUCGUGUCUCCUGCCGUUCAAUACCCAACACCACCUCGCGCAUUUCACGCCGCCCAUAUAGACGGUGUCAGGAUGUAUGUUCUCGGUGGGGUGACCGUUGCCAAGCACGGCAAUUUAGUUCCAUUCGAUGACAUGCGGGUGUAUAACAUCAUUGAGGGAAAGUGGAAUUUGAUGGAAUUUCCUUUGCGGUUUCCCGCGGCGGUGCGGAGGCUGUCGUUUGCUUACGAGUCGCAGCUUGUUGUUGUACCGAACAUGACGUCCAUGUGGUGCCUGGAUGUGCACAAGCAGGCGGCAUCGAAGGGGUGGAAGGAGGUCCCCACGUCACACGUGAAGGUUGCCGCGAUUCCAGCGACGAGCGAGGCUGAUGAGUACAACGAGCUGCUGAACCCGAGACGCCGUACAGCGUACGACGACAUUCCCUGUGGGCACACGGAUGGGGUCGAGUUGUCGCAGUCCAUGCCGCCGUCAACGUCGCCCAGGGCACCAUCGAUGCAGUUUGACAUGAUCAUGGAUGAGAUUCAUCAACUGCGGGAACUUCUCACACAGCGCGGCCCGCGACAGCCUUCGCCACAUUCACCACAGCAGAAGCAAAGAAAUAAAGAAGAAAGGCCACCAACCGCGACAGUCACGGAAGGCCUGCAGACUGCGAGGAACGAAGUGGAAUCAGCUAAAAUGAGGGAGAGACGCAGAAGGGGCCGAGAGAAACUAAAAAAACUUACACAUCAGAAAGAGCUCAUACUGCAGUUGACGCGGCGUCUUGAACAUUUAUUGGAGCGGAAAAAGGAGGAAAAACAAGAGGAAACCACGGGACUCUUUGCGGUGGGGCAGCAGUUGUCCCAAAGGACAUCAGAUGAGGCACUGGAAGCUGAUCCUCUCAUUUGCUCCCUUGCAAAACACUGUGAACGUGAUGCUUCUGUGCCUUCUCCCCAGUCGCCAUUGCACGAUACAUUGAUUUCAUUUCAACGCGAGGGAGUGGAGAAAAAGGGGCAGGUCUCCUUCAAUGAUCAAGACGGGACCCUAGAACAAUGGACGAGGCUUAUCGAAAUUCUAAAAAAAUCGCCAAUGAAACCAUCAUCAAAGGCGUUUCGUGCGAGUGUUGUUAUGAUUUAA